GGGAUUGCACACAAUCCCAUAUAUAUAAACAUUCUUGUUGGCACUUUUUAGUUGCAGAGAGGCGGCAAACCUAAUACCCAACAAGCAUUACGCAUAGACUCUCUCUUCUCCCCACAGCAUCAAUGGCUGGCCAACAGUACGAUGACAGUGCCAACCUUAAUAUUCCGCUAAUUGAAGACCAAACUCAACACUGGCGUGAAAGAUCCCAAACUUCUGAUAAUGGUUCCAGCAAUCUCAAUACUUGCUUCAACGGCCUCAAUGCUUUGUCAGGUGUCGGCAUACUCUCAGUUCCAUAUGCUCUUGCUUCUGGAGGAUGGAUAAGCUUGGCUUUUCUGUUGGCUUUUGCUUCUACAGCUUAUUACACAGCCCUUUUGAUGGGAAGAUGUAUGGAUAAGGAUUCAAAUAUUAGAACCUAUCCUGACAUUGGGGAGCUUGCAUUUGGAAAGACAGGAAGAUUAAUAGUAUCACUGUUGAUGUACACAGAACUGUACUUAGUUUCAACAGGGUUCUUGAUUCUAGAAGGGGAUAACUUGAAUAACUUAUUUCCCAUUGGGGAGAUUCAGAUGGGUGGUUCAACAAUUGGUGGAAAGCAAUUCUUUGUGAUAUUGGUUGCUCUGAUUAUUUUGCCCACAGUGUGGUUGGACAACUUGAGUUUACUUUCUUAUGUGUCUGCAAGUGGAGUGUUUGCUAGUGCUAUCAUCAUCUUGUCGAUAACAUGGACUGGAGCGUUUGAUGGAGUUGGUUUUCAUCAAAAGGGAACUCUUGUUCACUGGGGUGGAAUCCCUACAGCUGUUAGCUUGUACGCCUUUUGUUAUUGUGCACACCCGGUGUUUCCCACCUUGUACAGUUCCAUGAGGAAAAAACAUCAAUUCUCCAAUGUCCUGCUAGUGUGCUUUCUGUUAACCACUGCCGGAUAUGCAUCCAUGGCUAUAAUUGGUUACCUAAUGUUUGGUCCAGAUGUUGAAUCACAGGUAACAUUAAACCUGCCACUAGAUAAAGUAAGCUCCAAAAUAGCAAUAUAUACAACUUUGGUCAAUCCCAUAUGCAAGUUUGCUUUGAUGGCAACACCUAUUACCAAUGCUUUGAAAGAUUUGCUUCCAAGGACGUACAAGAAUAGGGUCACCAGCAUCUUAGUCAGCACUGUCUUGGUAAUCAGCACAACCAUUGUUGCACUCGCUGUUCCUUUCUUUGGAGAUCUCAUGUCCCUUGUUGGAGCAUUUCUAAGUGUCACUGCUUCUAUUAUGCUUCCAUGCUUGUGCUACUUAAAGAUUUCAGGCACUUACAGGAAAUUUGGGUUUGAGACUGUAGUCAUAGGGGCAAUAGUAGUAGCAGCUGUAGCAAUGGGUGUAUCUGGUACAUACACUUCAGUCUAUGAAAUUGUUCACCAUUUGUAAUCGGCAAUGCAAUGGUCCAUUCUAUUGUCAAUAAUUUCAAAAGAAAUUUUUUCUUUCACUCUCCAAGGUGUAUUUUAAGAGAAUAGAGAGAUAAGAAAAAAAAUGAUAAAUAUGAUUCAUUAUACAAAGAAAAAGGAGGAGAUUGAUAUAAC
This is a messenger RNA of Abrus precatorius (Indian licorice), 1546 nucleotides long. Its product is annotated as amino acid transporter AVT1I-like. The transcript has 3 exons. Bases 123 to 1394 code for a protein of 423 amino acids. The record is from RefSeq and is a predicted model, not a curated record. Lineage: Eukaryota; Viridiplantae; Streptophyta; Magnoliopsida; Fabales; Fabaceae. Gene Ontology annotation, cellular component: plasma membrane.